GCCCUAGAUUUUAUUUACAACUUAAAACGAUGGCAAUCCCUCACCGCGCCGCUUAUGCACUGAGCUCCGAACAGUAAAACAGCAGAAAAGGUCUGUUCUUGUAGCCAUGGCGAGGGCCUUCUUGACGCAAAUUCUUAACGACAUCCCGUUUCCAUAUCACCCGCGACAUCUCCUCUUCUUCCUCUUGCUCUGAAGCUCUCCCUCCCCCUUCCAUUCCCUCUCCCCGCGGAGUAGUCGUUACCGGUCUGGGGUUGGUGACUCCGCUUGGUUGCGGAGUGGAAAACGACAUGGAAGCGGUUGAUAGAGGGCAAUUGUGGGAUAAGGGCGAUAACGCCUGAAGAUCUCAAGAUGGGUGCUUUUGAUAGAGAGACACAGUUGCAUAUAUUUGAUCAGAGGACUUCUAAAGUUGCAGCGACUGUGCCUUGUGGAAUGGGCUCCGGUGAUUUCAAUGAGGAAUUGUGGCUUAAUUCAAAGGUGAUGAAGCUUUAAAAGAUGCAAGAUGGCUGACCAUUGAGCAGGAAGAGAAGGAAAGAACAGUAGUCAUUUGUUUACUUCUAUGUCAUUUUUAUCUUUUCUCUUUCAGAAUUUAAUAAAUUUGCUAAAAGCAGGGGGUGUCCAUUAGUGGAGGGAUUGGGGCAUCAGUGAUAUAUUAGAUGCAGCACAAAUGAUAUGUGAAAAGGUUGUUUUAUCGUGAUACUCAAUUUAAUUAUGAUUAUUGCUACUAUCAUAUUUUUUUGUGUCUUCAUCAUCUUCGGCAGUUCCCCCUACAUUAGCUAUUGGCUUGAAAUUAUGCUACUUGGCCAUGUAAACAGUUGAAGUGACAAGUGAAAGAUCUGCUCUUUUAAUACAGUGCCUUCGUCGGGUUAGUCCAUUCUUCAUUCCAAGGAUAUUAAUCAACAUGGCUUCUCGUCACAUAGCAUAAAUAUGGAUUCCAGGUGUGUAUGUAACCUUCAAAUGCGAUACUUUUAGGAGCUUAUGACAACUUUAAGCCAGUCAUGCAGCUAGUUUGUGCUGCUGUACUUUGCUUUCAGUAACUUGUUGAAAGGAGACUCAAUUUCCUAGUGAUCUCAGUCCCCUGUUACUAUAAAUUAUGAAUUUCAAAUGUUAGUCAUUAGACUUUGUCUGGAUUUUGUUAGCUACAUGAAGUGUGGAUUAAUUAUGGAAAUUUCCUGGAAUAAUGCACAAAUCUGGUAAUGGACUCUCAAUCAAGAAUAAGGAAAACCCAGAACAAGGCUGGUAGCAAGAAGCUGUUACCUCAUGCUUCCUUGUUUCAAUUUCUUAACUAGUGCUUUUAUAAGGUGGAUGAUAUUCUUAAAAGAAAAACUUAGUUUGCUGAAUCAGUCCUCGUCAUACUUGGACAAAACCAGUUCUACCAUGGUUGUGAUAUCUUUCGAAAAGUUGCUGUUGCACCGUGUAGUCAUGUUUUUAAAUAUAGGGACCAAACCAUGCUGCAGUGACCUGUUCUGCAACUGGUGCACAUUCUAUUGGUGAUGCUACUAGAAUGAUUCAGUUUGGAGAUUCAGAUGUUACGGUUGCUGGGAGCACAGAGUCCAGCAUUGAUGCUUUAUCAAUUGCUGGAUUUUUCAGGUCUAGGACUUUGACUACAAAUACAAUUCUUCACCACUAGAAGCUUCAAGGCCUUUUGAUUGUGAUCGAGAUGGGUUUGUGUAAUUUUAUUCCUUUUUUUUUUUUUGUCAAAAAAUAAAAUAAAAUCUUUGUUGCCUGCCAUUUGUUUUCCUGAUAUGUAACUUGAUAUUUGAGCUCAAGAUUGGUGAAGGUUUUGGUGUCCUGGUAUGAGAGGUGAGUUGAGUGAUGCCUUUGUUCCAAUUUCAGUCUCAAUCUAAACUCAUGACAAAAAGGCUUUUAAUGGCUUUGCAUUUUGCCAAUUUUUUAAAUCCCUCUUUUAAUUUCCUUUUUAAUGAAGGAACUAGAGCAUGCCAAAAACUGAGGAGCAAAAAUUUAUGCAGAGGUUCGUGGCUAUGGGAUGUCAGGUGAUGCACAUCACAUUACUCAACCACAUACUGAUGGAAGAGGUGCUAUUUU
Rubroshorea leprosula is the source of this 2043-nucleotide messenger RNA. NCBI's taxonomy places the organism in Eukaryota, Viridiplantae, Streptophyta, Magnoliopsida, Malvales, Dipterocarpaceae. The record is from the annotation of a GenBank genome assembly.